Messenger RNA from Trichoplax adhaerens, 1161 nucleotides. RefSeq lists its product as uncharacterized. The coding region runs from base 1 to 1161 and encodes 386 amino acids. The record is from RefSeq and is a predicted model, not a curated record. The transcript has a single exon. Gene Ontology annotation, molecular function: G protein-coupled receptor activity. Gene Ontology annotation, biological process: G protein-coupled receptor signaling pathway. Gene Ontology annotation, cellular component: membrane. NCBI's taxonomy places the organism in Eukaryota, Metazoa, Placozoa, Uniplacotomia, Trichoplacea, Trichoplacidae.
AUGAGUACUCCAUUACAAGAAGCCAACUCUACCAAUGUAACCAAAAUCGAUGUACCUCAAGUUGCCGCUUUUGCCUGUAUCGGUACUAUUACUGUUGCAACUAAUUCAUUCUUAUUAAUUGUGCUUGUUAGUAAACGGCAUUUAAGAACUGCAUCUAAUACUUUAUUGGUUAGUACAUUAAUUGUUGGCAUCCUUUUUGCCUUGUUAUAUUUAAUACCGCGAUGGGCUAUCCCUUACACCGGCCAGUUACCUAUUUUAUGCGCGCUUUUGCCAUCAAUUGGCCAAGCAUUCUUUAUUAAUAUUAAUCUUCAUGUUUGUAGUAUUAGCUUAGAACGAUAUAUAUGUAUCGCUAAUCCAUUUUUAUAUGAUCGAAUUGGCAAAAGGAGAAAUUUUAUAAUCUUAAUAAUCUUACUUUGGGUUACUUCAACUAUUUCUCAAUUUAUACCGUUAUUCACUUUUAAGCCUAUUAAAUCAACAUGUUACUACUGGGCCGACGACUUGGUUGCUCAAAGAUAUUUCCUUAUUGCUACAUUUGUCAUUUUAUUCUUCGUACCACUGACAAUUAUUGUAGUAUCGUAUUGCCGCAUUUACGUUAUCGUUAACCUUCAUGUUGCACAAUUCCAACAAAUAGUUAAGCAACUAAAUAGUAAUAAAGAGAAAUUAACAAAAGAUAGGAAAGCAAUCAAACAAAUCGUAGCCAUGAUUUCUGUAUUUAUCAUCUCAUUUCUACCUUUCGUAAUUGAAUUUUUGAUCUGGCAAGAUAAAGAAUUUGAAGGGUCUGAAGCUGACAUUAUUACUUUACGAGUAACACAAUUUUUGGCUUUUAGUUAUCCUGCAAUUAGUCCCCUUUUAUGUUGUUGGUUUAAAGCUAACCUACGUAGAGAAGUUAAACGGUCGUUACAUUUGUGUUGGCAACGGAAUGAUAGUACUAGUACAACGACUGCUAACAUGAUUAAUUACGAAAGCCGAUACAGAACUAUUGAUUUUAGUACUCGUCCUUCAAUGGCCUUACUUCAAGAAGAAGCUAAAAAUGGUAAAAAAUCGUUACCAGACUAUAGCGAAGCCAAUGAAACCCAUAGUCCUUCAGAGAAAAGUGAAGGAAACGAUGAUAGUUCAAGGAAUCAAGAUGUCAAAGUCAUAAACAAUUCCACUAUAGUUUAG